Molecule: messenger RNA, 2246 nt
Organism: Eubalaena glacialis (North Atlantic right whale)
Lineage: Eukaryota; Metazoa; Chordata; Mammalia; Artiodactyla; Balaenidae
Gene: KBTBD3
Product: kelch repeat and BTB domain containing 3
Exons: 4
Coding region: 423-2246 (607 amino acids)
Molecular function (GO): protein binding
Source: RefSeq, a predicted model, not a curated record
UUCCCCGCCACCGACUCUGCCACCUCCUCCCCCGGGAGCGGAAGUGGAGACCCUCCUCUGCGCUUUGCGGCAACGCGUGACCGUCACGUGGGGCGGGGCUUCGGAGGCGAGCGAAGGGAGGGACAAAGGCCAGGAGCGUAUAGAACGCCGCUCACACUUGGAGAAGAGAUAACGGGACAGAGGUGCAAGCCAAUCGCAAUCAGGCCUGUGGAGGCAGAGACUGGGGUGGAGACUUCGGAGACUGCAGUUCCAGGUCUCCAGCCUGCCAAAUUUCAGACUAGAACUUAUACCAUCAGCUGUCCUGGUUCUCAGGCCUUUGGAUUCAGACUGAAACUACAUCGUUGGUUGUUCUGAGUCUCCGACUUGCCAGCCACAAAUCUUGGGACCUCCAUAAUUUUUUCGAAGAACAGGUGGAAGUGGCUAUGGAUAAUUCAUAUGAUUUCAAUCAACAAGGCUCAUGUAAUGGAAUUCCAUCUGAGAAGAAAAACAACUUCCUCGUGUCAGAAGAUCAUGGACAGAAAAUCUUAAGUAUACUACAGAAUUUUCGAGAACAAAAUGUCUUUUAUGAUUUCAAAAUAAUCAUGAAAGAUGAAAUAAUCCCAUGUCAUCGUUGUGUGUUAGCAGCAUGCAGUGACUUUUUCAGGGCUAUGUUUGAAGUAAACAUGAAAGAAAGAGAUGGUGGAAGUGUUACCAUUACUAAUUUGUCCUCCAAAGCAGUAAAAGCAUUUCUUGAUUAUGCCUAUACUGGAAAAACAAAGAUAACAGAUGAUAAUGUGGAAAUGUUCUUCCAGUUGUCAUCAUUUCUUCAAGUUUCCUUCCUAUCCAAAGCUUGCAGUGACUUUUUAAUAAAAAGUAUUAAUCUUGUCAAUUGUUUACAGUUAUUAUCUAUAUCAGAUAGCUAUGGCUCUGCCCGUUUGUUUGAUCAUGCUUUAUACUUUGUACAGCAUCACUUUUCUUUAUUAUUUAAAUCCAGUGAUUUCUUAGAGAUGAAUUUUGGAGUACUGCAAAAAUGUCUGGAAUCAGAUGAAUUAAAUGUUCCUGAAGAAGAAACUGUACUGAAAGUUGUCCUUAGUUGGACUAAACAUAACUUAGAAUCAAGGCAAAAGCAUCUGCCUUAUUUGAUUAAAAAAGUAAGAUUAUAUCAGUUAUCUGAGGAGACACUUCAAGGUUGUCUACUCAAUGAAGAGUGUUUACUCAAAAGCACAAACUGUUUUGACAUAAUCAUAGAUGCAAUUAAGUGUGUGCAAGGUUCUGGUGGACUUUUCCCUGAUGCUCGACCAUCCACAACUGAAAAAUACAUAUUUGUUCACAAAACUGAGGAAAAUGGAGAAGAUCAAUAUACAUUUUGCUAUAAUAUUAAAAGUGAUUCAUGGAAGAUACUGCCACAAUCACACCUGAUUGAUUUGCCAGGAUCUAGUCUGUCUAGUUAUGGGGAGAAAAUAUUCUUGACAGGCGGUUGCAAAGGGCCAUGUUGUAGAACAGUUCGGCUUCAUAUUGCAGAGUCAUAUCAUGAUGCCACUGAUCAAACCUGGUGCUACUGUCCGGUCAAAAAUGAUUUUUUCCUGGUAUCAACUAUGAAAACACCAAGAACCAUGCAUACAUCAGUUAUGGCUCUCAACAGAUUAUUUGUCAUAGGUGGAAAGACUAGAGGAUCCCAGGACAUUAGAAGUCUCUUAGAUGUUGAAUCUUACAACCCUCUUUCCAAAGAAUGGAUAUCUGUUAGCCCAUUACCCAGGGGCAUAUACUAUCCUGAAGCAAGUGCAUGCCAAAAUGUAAUUUAUGUUCUUGGAUCUGAGGUAGAGAUUACAGAUGCUUUUAACCCAUCACUUGAUUGCUUUUUUAAAUACAAUGCUACAACUGAUCAGUGGUCUGAACUAGUAGCAGAGUUUGGGCAGUUUUUUCAUGCAACACUAAUUAAAGCUGUCCCAGUAAACUGCACACUGUAUAUAUGUGACCUUUCCACUUAUAAGGUUUAUAGUUUUUGUCCAGAUACUUGUGUUUGGAAGGGUGAAGGGUCUUUUGAAUGUGCAGGCUUCAACGCAGGUGCAGUUGGAAUUGAAGAUAAAAUUUAUAUAUUAGGUGGUGAUUAUGCACCAGAUGAAAUCACAGAUGAAGUGCAGGUCUACCACAGCAGCAGGUCUGAGUGGGAAGAAGUUUCACCAAUGCCAAGAGCCUUAACUGAAUUUUACUGCCAGGUGAUUCAGUUUAAUAAAUACAGGGACCCAUGGUUUUCUAGUCAUUUCUAA